AUGGGGAAGGAAAAAUGGUGCAUCACGUAUGCCCUGAAGAAGGUCGAAGAUGGCUUCAUGUGCCAGCUCCUUUCGGAAAAUUCUACCAUUGUUGAAGAUCCCGAAAGAAAAUACAGAAUCGCUUAUUCAGAAACAAUUGCUCCACAAGAAUUCGAAUUUGCGAUGGUCACGGGGAAAAUUCAUUUUCUGAGAGCGAUGGGGAAAGGACAAUACAUGAAUGCAAAGAGCACUUGCAAAGGCGAAGGUUUGGCUCACCUCGUUAUGGACGAUCGAGGUCAAGAGUGGCACGAUUACGUCCUUGAAUUCAUGGAGUCGCAUUUCCCAUCCCAAGAC
Darwinula stevensoni is the source of this 333-nucleotide messenger RNA. Lineage: Eukaryota; Metazoa; Arthropoda; Ostracoda; Podocopida; Darwinulidae. The record is from the annotation of a GenBank genome assembly.